GGUUUACUCGAGUAGAGUGAAGUAAACUUUUAAGUUUCCCUACUUUCUAAAUCAAGCUCUUACUUUCUGAAUCAAGUUUGUAUUUUUGUUCUUUGGUACUCAUCUUGGUUUGGAAAUUAGAGUCCCCUCGGAUGGGUCUAGUGGCUAGCGCAUGAGGUGUUGCCACAAGGAGGUCUGGGGUUUGAAUCUCGGCAAAGCUAAGGUUGAAAAUGAGGAACUUGCCAAGAAAGUUGAUACCCUAGUUGCUGAAAACACAAAUCUCCGAUCUGAAAUUAGUCAACUUAUCUCAAGCUCUGACGCAUUGCGAGCAGAGAAUUCAGCUCUAUUGGAGAAACUGAAGAAUCUCCGAUCAAUCCACCCCGAGGAAUCAUCUCAACCUAAUGUGGAGACUGAAGGUGCACCAUCAAUUGUUGCAGCAAACUUACUGUCGAUGAUCGAUAAACCAAGUUCGAUUAAUCCGAGUGAAAAUCUAGAAGCCGGAAGCACUGGCGACCCAAAUGGCAAGCUUCAACAGUUUCUCCAUACUAGUCCAAGAACAGACGCGGUUGGAACUGUACUGAGCAUGAAUCCGGUGACUAUGAUCAAGGGAUUCUAGUGAUCCUGUACAAUCCUCUUUCUUCUCUUGUUUUUUUUCCCGGUUUGUGAGAGAAUCCAUGUAACUACCAAUGCUGGAAGCUUUUCGAAAUUCCAACUGCUGUGGAUGAUAAGAACUGUUGUAAGAUUUAUCUCAAAGUUGUUACCCUAACCAUG
Molecule: messenger RNA, 750 nt
Organism: Zingiber officinale
Lineage: Eukaryota; Viridiplantae; Streptophyta; Magnoliopsida; Zingiberales; Zingiberaceae
Product: G-box-binding factor 3-like
Exons: 3
Coding region: 152-595 (147 amino acids)
Biological process (GO): regulation of DNA-templated transcription
Cellular component (GO): nucleus
Molecular function (GO): DNA-binding transcription factor activity; sequence-specific DNA binding
Source: RefSeq, a predicted model, not a curated record